AUGCGAAUUCCCGUAGAUCCCAGCGCCAGUCGGAGGUUCAGUCCGCCGUCCAACAGCCUCCAGCCGGUCCCAGGGAAGAUGAACGAUGUGAGCUCUCCGGGCGGGCAGCCGGACGCUGCGGCGGCGGUGCCAAGACUGCGUCCCCACGAAAACCGCAGCAUGGCCGAGAUCAUCGCCGACCACCCGGCCGAGCUGGUCCGGACCGACAGCCCCAACUUUUUGUGCUCAGUCCUGCCCUCCCACUGGCGGUGCAACAAGACGCUGCCCGUCGCCUUUAAGGUGGUUGCCCUUGGAGACAUACCGGAUGGGACAGUCGUCACGGUAAUGGCGGGCAACGAUGAGAACUACUCGGCCGAGCUGCGGAACGCCUCAGGUGUGAUGAAGAACCAAGUGGCACGCUUCAACGACCUGCGCUUCGUGGGCCGCAGUGGUCGAGGCAAGAGCUUCACGCUGACAAUCACAGUAUUCACCAACCCACCACAAGUGGCCACUUACCACCGAGCCAUAAAGGUCACCGUGGACGGACCACGUGAGCCCAGGAGGCAUCGACAGAAACUCGAAGACCCUCCAAAAGCUGGUCUUUUUUCAGACCGUCUCAGUGAGCUUGAGAGGAUGAGGGUAAGGGUGGCUGUGCCCACUCAAGGCCCCCGGCCGAAUCUCAACACAGCAGCCAACUCCUUCAACCCGCAGGGACAGACACAGAUAACAGACCCUCGUCAGUCCCAGUCCUCUCCUCCCUGGUCGUAUGAACAGACGUACCCGUCCUACCUGAGUCCCAUGGCGUCCCCCUCAGUCCACUCCACCACCCCCCUCUCCUCCAGCCGAGGCACGGGACUGCCUGCCAUCAGUGACGUGCCUCGACGAUUGCCAGGUUCGUCUGACCUGAGUCCAUUCCCGGGUCAGUUUGAGCGUCAGUUCCCAGGCCUCUCCUCUCUCACAGAGACGCGUUUCUCCAGCCCUCGCAUGCACUACCCGGCCACCUUUACCUACACCCCGCCUGUCACCUCCGCCAUGUCGCUCGGCAGUGCCCACUACCACACCUACCUUCCCCCACCUUACCCGGGCUCCACCCAGAGCCAGAGUGGACCCUUCCAGACCAGCAGCACGCCCUAUCUCUACUACGGUGCCUCAUCCGGCUCGUACCAGUUCUCAAUGGUUCCCGGCGGGGACCGCUCGCCAUCCCGGAUGAUCCCGCCUUGCACUAGCGCCUCCACGGGCACAUCCCUGGUGAACCCCAACCUGCCCAGCCAGACGGAGGGAGGAGUGGACGGCGACGGGAGUCACAGUAACUCCCCGACUGUUCUCAACCCCGGAGGCCGCAUGGAUGAAGCCGUCUGGAGGCCAUAUUGAGGACGACAUGUGGGCGGAGACUAGAUGUCAUGGUUUGAAAGCACAAGACCUUUUAUCAAUAAAUAAAAGGGGAUUUUUGAGCUCUCAUCAGCUAUCUCUACCUUUUGUUGGAAAUUAAAGUUGAGAUGAUAAAAAAAGGCUGGACUCGUACAGACUUGUCUUCCUGGAAUGUGUUUUGACCAAGGCACUACAAAGGGAGCGAUUCUCACAGCAAUAAUGAGAGACACUUUUACAAGGCUCAUGUGGAUGAGACAUUAUUUCAUUUUAUUUUAAUCCACAAGCUAAGGGAUGCUUCAACAAUAUUUGUAAAAGACUGCCUCUUUUGUAUCGUGUUUGUAUUUCCAUAAGGCUUUUUGCAGAGCAUGUUUUUGUACUACGACAAUAUCAAGAUGCAAGUUAGGCACUGAGUAGCAAGUGAUGAGAGUAACACAUAUGUUACUAUAAGUGGUAUGGACAGUAAAUUUGCUUUGAAACAAUUAAUUUAACUUGUAUAUUGUGGGUGAAACGUUUCAGUAGAACGAGGCGUUUCUCUUAGUUUUAACUUAUAAAGCCAUAAAUUAUGUAUUGUAUUUGAAACUUGAGUCAAAGAAGUGUAAUCUGAAUAUUUUUGAUGCAUCUAUAAGUUAAAAUGGUUUUUGUUUUUUGAUAGGUAAUUUAAGAGAGUGAGAAGUUUAAUUUUUUUGUUGUACCCAAAGAUUGAAAUGGUUUUGAAUAUGAAAUGUAAUUUCCAAAGAGUAUUGCAACAUGUUUCUUCUGGUGUAACUUUCAGUUAAACUGCUCCGCACGUUAAGAGCUCAACAUCCUCGCUAGGCGUUGACACACAUUUGGCUGGGAAUUAAACCUUUGGUAUUUAUUGAGCAAUAACUCGUAUUGUGCCUCUUGGCAACAUACCAUGAAAGAGAGCUUCAUUGGGGGAAAAUAAUUAUCCGUCGGGGAAAUUCUGCUUUUUUUCUUCAGUUUGUCUCGUCUGACAUGCACACAGAUACAGUUGUGUGUUUUUUUUUCAAAUUAAGCUAACCUACGUUUAUUCAUGAACUGACACGCAGCCCAAAGAUUAUUAAGAUGUAGCCAUGCCUAUUUGUGCUCUAAGCACUCUCCAAAGCAGCAGGUCAGACUUAAGGGUUCAGUUAUUUUACAACUCGUGUACUCCUCAGGCCUGAAAUAGUCCCUGGAUGAUCUUAAAUCCACAGAUUUUUCAUAUCAGUGCGUCUUUUUUAAAUCCCCAGUCUCUCUCAGUGUUCUGUCUGGAUUAUAGGGAAUAAAUGCCAAGUCUAUUAUAACUUUCAUAUCAUGUGCAAAAGAUAGCUUUGAAAAAGUGUGUCUUUGUGUGUGACACACACGGGUACUUUUGUUUGCAUUUUCUCUUUCAGUCUCAGAGAUUGGAAAGGAAGCCUCACAGUAAAAGACAAAGCAGACUGUGACAUUCCUUCAGACCUUUAUUUAUUUUCCAUUUUUGGCUCUUGUUGACAUGCUUUUCCAAAUAGAUUUGUAUCAUCUUCUUUUCAGUGUUACAGUCUAAAACGGCUCUGUGGCACCAGUGUGGCGGGGAGGUCUGAUAUUUUGAUGUGAGAAGUGUUGGAGGGGAAGGAAAAAAAGUGCAAAAAGCGAGGUGAUUGGAUGCAGCUGCUGGCAGCAAAACUGGUAACCAAAAAGUAUGGGAGACUUGUGUAUGUUUGUUUCAUAAAGCACUUAUUUCUUGUUUUAUUUCUAGCAGCACUUGCGGCUUGCUGCCAGCAGGGCUCGUGGUUUUGGUCUUCAGCGUCAAUAUAACGCCACUGAAGUCACACACACACACACAUAUACCCGCGCACACACACACAUAUACCCCCCCCCCACACACCCACACACACACUCACAUAUAUAGCCGCACACACAUACAGAAUGGAUAACACUUGGCCAAACAAGCCAUUUUCAUUGCAGUUGAAUCUGAUCUCACAAGGCAGUUGGUAUUUGUUUGAAAAAAGCAUUUUUGGUACAAUAUGAUAUUCAGUGCAUGUAGGUAAUAUAAUAACUCAAUUUGAAAAAGCUGAGAAAAACACAGCCCUGUCCAAGGAUCAGACUUCAGGCUUUCAUUGAAGGUUUGCACGCAGUGCCUCUCUCUCCGUCUCUGCAGAGGAUGUUCUGAGCUCACUUAGUAGAAGUGAACAUGUCGCACUACAUUUCCCCGACUGCUUCAGCCCACACAGAAAGUCUUCAUGCUGUUACAGAGGAACAAAAGAAAGCGAAUAAAACCUUUUAGAUCAUCAUGAUUUUAAAGCUUUCUUCCGAUUACAGAUUUAUUAAAUGUGUCCACAGUAACUAUGCACAUCUGUUGGACUUAAUUUAAUCUGCGUCUUUCUUUCUUUCCAAGUUUCGAACAGGAAAUGGUCGUUUAAAAACUGUUUACACAUCAGCGCAGCACUGACAUCCCGUCCUGUCUUCCUUUGCUUUUGUUUGUGUUGUGUUUUUCUUUUUUUUUCUCAAGAAAACAUGAGGUUCAACCUUUUUUCUUUGCUUUGUUUAAUGUUGCUGUCAUCCAAAACCUUGUAUUAUUAUUAUUUAAUGAUCCACAUGUAUCAUACCCAAGAGCUGUACCUGACCCUGCUCUCAUGUAAAGUUUACUUCUUAUGUCUAUUUUUAUUCUUUAUCUCAUAAAAACUUGUCAGGAAAUUGAAUCUAAUGGAGCCUCUGUUAGAUUUUGCUGGUACGUUUCAUAAAAAACAAGUUUUUUUUUCAAAGGGACACAGACCUGACAACAGUGAGUGAAAUUGGCAUUGUGAUUGUACAUUUGUCUAUUUUAAGAAUAAAAUAGGAAUUUUGUAACUUAA
Messenger RNA from Notolabrus celidotus (New Zealand spotty), 4157 nucleotides. RefSeq names its product RUNX family transcription factor 2b (gene runx2b). Gene Ontology annotation, biological process: neuron differentiation; hemopoiesis; regulation of transcription by RNA polymerase II. Gene Ontology annotation, cellular component: nucleus. The record is from RefSeq and is a predicted model, not a curated record. Gene Ontology annotation, molecular function: ATP binding; RNA polymerase II cis-regulatory region sequence-specific DNA binding; DNA-binding transcription factor activity, RNA polymerase II-specific. NCBI's taxonomy places the organism in Eukaryota, Metazoa, Chordata, Actinopteri, Labriformes, Labridae. The transcript is spliced from 6 exons. The coding region runs from base 1 to 1350 and encodes 449 amino acids.